Molecule: messenger RNA, 1144 nt
Organism: Quercus robur (English oak)
Lineage: Eukaryota; Viridiplantae; Streptophyta; Magnoliopsida; Fagales; Fagaceae
Exons: 7
Cellular component (GO): cytosol; mitochondrion
Molecular function (GO): peptidyl-tRNA hydrolase activity
Source: RefSeq, a predicted model, not a curated record
CUCUCUCUCUCUCUAAAAAGCCACAACAAACCCCAUGUUAGGCUCGUUUGGGAACUCUUUCCAGUCUCCAAAGAAGAUAAUAGAGGAAGAGGAAGAGGAAAAGACAAUCCGGAAUAUCCUCCCUUACGUUGCCUUGUCAUUGGUUUCAUUCUAUUGGGCUUUUGUUGGAUCUAUCUAAGUCCCCAAAAAAACAAAACCAAUAAGAAAAAUUUCGUACCAGGCAAACCGCAAUUUACUGUCUCAAAUAACAGUGACCAAGAGCUCAAAAUGGUUCUCAUAGUUAGACAAGACUUAAAGAUGAAAUCAGGAAAGAUUGCAUCUCAAUGUGCUCAUGCUGCCACUGGCAUGUAUGUGGAUUUAAUGCAAAGCCUAGGCACACCCUGUAGCACCACCCCAUCAGCACCACAUGCACUGCCCAUGCAGCACCACAGGCACUGCCCACAAUGGACCAGAAGCAUCCGCAAUUGCUUUAUGAGGCCAAGUUGAAUGGUGUUCUUCAAGGAGGAAGUAAGAUGGUAUUGCGAAUAUGAAAUGGUGCGAAUAACAUUCUUGUCCUUGACCUUUUUGGACCAAGUCUUGAAGAUCUUUGUCUACUGUGGGAGGAAGUUUUCCUUGAAAACAGUCUUAAUGUUGGCUGAGCUAAUGUUAAUCACUUAAUUUUCCCUUGUCAUAGCUUGCUGCAGCCUAUGUUUUGCCAUGUUUUUAACUGUUAUAGAAUUGUUGUUCUUUUGGGUUUCGUUGGUCUUAUUUUUUAUAUUUCUUUUCAGGGAAUCUUCAUGUAUUAUAUUUGGUCUUAAGAGUUGUGUUCAUUGUAAAAUUUUUGUCUCCCCCCCACCCCCCUUUCACCCCAAUCUAUAUAUGUUAUCCAUUUUUUUCUUAAAUUUGUUAUAUUUUUCAGGUUUAUAUUAUUGAUUUUGGACUUGCAAAAAGAUUUCGGGACCCCACGACAAAUCGGCAUAUACCUUAGAUCCUUGCUUGAAAUCUGGUGUGUUUUUUGUUUCUGAUUUCUGUUCUGGAUGGUCUAACCAUGUUAAAUGUAUAUUUUACCCAUAUUUUCAUUUAAUAUGGUUCAGUUAAUGUUAAAUGUAUACAUUUUAAAUGCUUUUCUUCAAAUUCUGAAUGGAAUUCUAUGGUUGACAGAUAA